Messenger RNA from Ostrinia nubilalis (European corn borer), 5757 nucleotides. It is a transcript of the gene Art4, whose product is annotated as histone-arginine methyltransferase CARMER. Gene Ontology annotation, molecular function: protein-arginine N-methyltransferase activity. The coding region runs from base 138 to 1733 and encodes 531 amino acids. NCBI's taxonomy places the organism in Eukaryota, Metazoa, Arthropoda, Insecta, Lepidoptera, Crambidae. Gene Ontology annotation, biological process: peptidyl-arginine methylation. The transcript has a single exon. The record is from RefSeq and is a predicted model, not a curated record.
CAAAAGAGGGAGGAAGUUUGUGAGUGAUCGAUUUUACACCGGCCUCCUAAACUUUUCAACGGCAUUUUUCUUUGUUUGCCCUUACGCGUGUGGACAAUAUUUAUACAACAUCCGCGAGCCCGUGUCCAGUGGUCGAAAUGGCGAACACGUUUCGCGGUGUGACGGUGUCGGCCGUCAACAACGAAGGCGCUUUGACGCCCCGCUUCAAUUUUCCUACAAACGUAAACGUGGAUUACGAUCCACAAGGGUUGAGUGUAAAAGUGAUCCGUGCUGACCCUGUGCUAGCACAAGAGGUGCUCGAGUUCCCCGUCCACAGCCAGAGCGAGUGUUCCCGCGUAGCCGGCCAGUCGUAUAUCUUCACGAUUGACAAUGAGACUUUAUUCUUCAAGUUUGCGUCGGAUGCCGAUUGUCAAAACUUCCACCUGCUCGUCAGCAAAAUCAAGGCGGGCAGGUCGUCGUCGGUGUUCACAGUGCGCACCGAGGACUCGUCAGCGAUGCAAUACUUUCAGUUCUAUGGGUACCUGAGUCAGCAGCAAAACAUGAUGCAGGACUAUGUGAGGACUAGUACGUAUCAGCGCGCUAUCUUAUCCAAUAUCAAUGACUUUAAGAACAAAGUGGUGCUAGAUGUGGGUGCGGGGUCAGGUAUUUUGUCAUUUUUUGCCGCCCAAGCAGGCGCGCGGAAGGUUUACGCAGUAGAAGCGAGUAAUAUGGCGCACCACGCUCAGGCUUUAGUUCGCGCCAACGGUCUCCACGACCGCAUCACAGUAGUAGCGGGGAAAAUCGAAGAAAUUGAGCUCCCUGAAAGCGUUGACAUUAUCAUAUCCGAACCCAUGGGCUACAUGUUGUACAACGAGCGUAUGCUAGAAACAUACCUGCAUGCAAAGAAAUGGCUGAAACCCAACGGUAAUAUGUAUCCCACCCGAGGUGACCUCCACAUAGCACCCUUCACAGAUGAUGCAUUAUUCAUGGAACAAUAUAACAAAGCCAAUUUCUGGUAUCAAACCUGCUUCCAUGGUGUUGAUCUAAGUGCACUCCGUACCGCUGCAAUGAAAGAAUACUUUAGACAGCCAAUAGUAGACACAUUUGAUGUACGUAUUUGCAUGGCACGGUCCGUGAGACACGUGGUAGACUUUCUCAAUGCCCAUGAAACCGAUUUACAUCGCAUCGAAGUGCCGUUUAGAUUUGAGCUGACGCAGUCGGGCACUUGCCACGGCUUGGCGUUCUGGUUCGACGUGUUGUUCGCGGGCACCACGCAGCACAUAUGGCUAUCGACGGCGCCGACGGAGCCCCUCACUCAUUGGUACCAAGUGCGUUGUUUGUUAGAAACGCCGAUUUUUGCUAAACAAGGACAGGUGUUAACAGGCCGUGUGCUGUUAUUGGCUAACAAGAGACAGAGCUAUGAUGUGACGAUGGAGAUUAACUUGGAGGGGACGAAUAUUUCGUCGUCCAACACGUUGGAUCUGAAGAACCCGUACUUUAGAUAUACCGGCGCGCCCGCUGCGCCGCCUCCAGGCGUGAACAAUACAUCGCCGAGUGAAUCUUACUGGAACUCCAUCGAGUCAACCGCCACUUUGAGCAACGGGCAGGGAGUAAUUCUCGCGGACGGCACACAGCAGUACUGCUCGACGCCCGACCAGACGAUCGCGUACGGAGCCCCCAACAUGAUCAAAACUGUGAUGCUCCAGGAGGAGUUCAUCAAGCGGAUCGGGAUCAGCCAAAAUGGCGACAUUUAAUCGUCAAGGUCGCGCCGAGCGCGCCUUAGGGCUAUAAGAAACCGUCGUAAUCGGUUGUGAGCACUCUUCCGUUCAGACUUUGCUAGUGUGUAAGCAGACUUAUUUAUUUCAAAACAAACAUCACAGUGAAGAGGACUAUGCAUAUUUAAUAGGAACUUCGCAUCUGGCCUUGUAAAUUAAAGCAAAGUGAAAAGGCAUGAAAUAAUAAAACUGUAAGUUUUGGUGGAUGUUUGGUUUUCGAAGUUCGAAUGAUGCUUAUUAGUGUAAUUUGGAUUGUGUAACUUGUUUGGACGAGCUAGGGUUAAAGUUAACCUUGACACAGCUCUGCGGCAACCCAAUAAAGAUCAUCACAACUCAAUUGCACGUCCUGUGGUCGUCAAAACAAGCCGUAAUACACUGCUUUAAUUAUAGAAAUUCAAUGUAAAUAUUGUGGUGAACAGAAUCAGCAUCAAACCUGGCCAGAAAGAGUGUGGUCUUCAUUGGUUGUAUUCUCUUGCAGAAAUGUCUACUACCGAACUAGUUUUGGUAAUAAUUAACAAGUUUUCAUCACAGCCAUGACUUGGACUCGAGCUGUGGCAGCUCUGGGCUAGAAUAAGUAAUUUAGCAAGUGAAGUACACUUAGGAUAAGCAAUAAGUGCUGAUUUUAAUGAUAAUGCUUACCAUUGUCAAUACUCAUUUAUCAUAUUAGACCAGGCUCAAUCAUAGUUAGGUAGAGGAAUCGUUGACACCAACCAGUUAUAAAUUGCCAGUGGUUUUACGGAUCUAAAUGUGAUUUUUGACGAUUGAUUCCUUUGUCUGCCAGUCUUUCAAGAGAUUGUGGAUUACAUCCGGAAUAAAUUUGAUAGUUAAAUAUUUUUAUACAAUAUGACUAGCCAUAUGUGUUAUGUAUGUUACAUUCUGUAAAUAUAGGAUUAAUAUCCCUUAUUUCUUACAGUUGAUCAGUAUUGGUUUUGUGUUCUGUUGUCUAGAAUGGUCUAGCAGAUGUCUUAGUUGUAGAAUAUAAAAGAGGAUAUAGCACCACUUUUGAGAUCUUGAAGCAAUUGAUAUUUUUCCUAAACUGAAAAAUAGUGGUGGUGUAUCUUUGAAAUUACUUAAUUAUACUGCUACUUAAACACUUUGUUGAAAUAUUUUUUUGAGUCUUAACGUCUCGAUGUAAACCCCAGUUUCAGCAGUCCUAUAUUACAUUAUAAAGUAUGAAUAUAUUUGGUGCUCUAUCUUUUUGCACAAAAAUAGUUUUUGCAUAACAUACUACCUCAUGAUUUGGCAGACAAUUUGGGACUUUAUGACAUAGCUCUUAAAACUUUGUAUUGACUAUCCUUUAUUAGGGUUGCCAAUUUUAAAAUUAACACAGCAACAUCUACUUCCAGUGUCACUGUCAUAUCAAUAAGGAUUUGAAAAGGAAUAUGAUUGCACUUAUGACAAUUUUAGAAAGUUAAGUUACAUAGGGGGAUAGUUGUAGAGGUAAUUUUAAUUUUUAGAACCUUUAGAUGGUAUUUGGCAACCCUAUUGAGUAUUCCUUGUAGUUUAAAGCCAAUAUCACUUGCCAUUAUGGUCUAAUUAAGAUAUUAACACUUGUAAUGCGGUGACUUUAGUAAGGAAUGGUCAAGAAGGCAAAUAAUAAAUUUCAGUCUUCACUCGAUCCAUUUCCAAAGACUGUAAUACCUUUUGGGUUAUUAUUCCUCAACGUUUCAUCAAAUAGAAAGCAAUAUUUAGAUUGUAAUGUAGAAAAGGUAGAAUGUAAGGCGCAAGUGUCGCAACAUUAUGGAUGUUGCUUGUUACAAAAAUGUGCUGUGAAAAGCUAGAGCCGGUGUUGCCAGCGUAUGUUUUGUACUAAUUAUGUAUUUUUUUUAAUUGAGCAAAUAAUUUUGUCAGUUGAUUGUAAUAGUUAUGUAUGUAUAUUUGUUUAUUUUCUAUUUGAUGUAAACAAGAAGCUGAAGAAAUUGACAAUUAAAUCUGAUCGAAUCCAUUCAAUCGUGAAACUGAUUGUGUAAAUAAGAACAAUAUUUGUAAAACAGUUGGUUUUUUUUUGUUCAAGUAUCAAAGAGCAUUAUGGUUGUGUAUUUAGGAGAAUUGAUUGAAUCAUGGUGAUUACUUACUUAUGCUGACUAUACUUUUUGACUGAUUUCACGGCUAAAAACUAGACAUUAAGGUGUAUUCACAUGACACGCGGGCUUGACUCGUACGUCGACGACGAGGCAAUGUAGAUACACUUUAAUUUAUCUUUAUGUGGGUGUAACACAGACCAGAGAUGUAUAAAUAGAUUUGGCAGCUCUGUAUAAUAACUGAUUUACGAAAAUAUCAGAAGAGUCUGAUCUCUGUAUUUUUCAGUGUACAAAAGUUCAGUAUAACUUCCCUUAAUUAUUCAGUAUCUACCUGGAAUUCUGGAACUUUAAUAUUUUCAACCACAUUAUGCAGAAAAUAGUCUAGAUCCAAAGUUUCAGAGUGAAAUAAAUAAGUGUGAUUAAAAAAAUUUCACAAAAUGAGGUGUUAAUUGAAAAUUCAAAACAAGCUUAGAUCAAUGUGUACUUAUAAUUUUUGGUGCGAAAAUUGAACUUAUCUUUAUGAAAUCGGUUAAAAAGUGUACAGCUUUUUGAAAUCAUGCAGUACUAUUUUUAAUAUUGACGUAAUAAUAUUGCAUGCACGAGCUUUAUUUGGGGGAAGAUUUUGCCAAAUCAUUCUGCCUGCACACGCAAACUAUUUUCUGUCUCUUUCCAUUUAAUAAGGCGAGAAAGAGACGGAUUAUACUUAAUAUUUUUGUAAAAUAAGUUAAUAACAAUUUCAUAAUAAUGUGAAUGCUUACUGUGACUUGUAUGUUUGUGACUGGGACAUAGUAUAUCCAAAUAAUUUUGUCUGACCAACUUAUUGAACUACAGUUUGUUAGUGUGAUGAAUGAAACAGAUGACAAUCUAUGUCUCAAGCGAUUGUGUCGCCAUCUUCGGCAAAUUUGAAACAUUGUCGUCUCUUUCUUUUAUGUUCCGAGCACGACUAUAUAAUGCUGUCAAUUUGUUAAAUAUGACUGAAUAUAUAAUUAAUUAGGACAGUCGUAUAUUUGUAACCCUGUAAAUAUUGUCGCGGAAUGGUUUCGCAAAAUAUCCCCGCGAACACUGUAGUUUGAAAUGUUACUGCAUUUUUGUAACAUAGUUCUGUAAGUGACGAACAUGAAGGUAGAACAAUUUAUUUUGUUUGUCAGCCGUUUAGGAAAUUAUUUUUGAAAUGUGAUCAGUACUGGAGUUUGUAUUGGAGGGUUAUCGCGAUGUUUUCAAUAGAGAAUUGUUUUGAAAUUUCUAUAUUUCAACUGUGAAACAGUUCGGUUUCAUUUAUCCAUAAACACAUUUCAAUAUCUCUUUCUUACGUUAGUAAAUGAAACAGGACAAAAUACCCCUCAAAUAACUCGUUGAUGUUCCAUAUUGCCAUGUAAUAAAUGUGACUUGGCGGAAUUUGGCGAGGCCAAAUCGUAGACCGAAAUAUUAUUCACCGUUAUAACAUCAAAUAAUUCAGUCACAUAUUUCAUUUGAAUGACCAAUUUGCUAAGAAAACGUAAAAUUGAGAUCAAACGUGAACUAGAUCGUAUUCCGAAAUAUUGGUUGCGUUUCAAGUCAUAUUUGGGGGUAGGUUAUACAGCCUUUAGGUCCGUUUCCAGUACCAAGACUGAGCGGAGCGAUGAGUGAUUCGUAUAAACAAUUUCAUUAUUCAAAAAAUUGAUUGGUUAUUCACAACACCUCCGCUCCGCCAUGGAAACCAGGCCUUAGUCUUAGUUAUGUCCCUUUCCAUUCAAUAACGUAGGAAAGAGAGAUCCGAUACCUUAACGAUAGCCCUGCAUUGUAUGCAGAUCUUGCAUGCGGACUAUUAACUAGUGCAGUAUUACACAGUUAAUGUUAUUUCAAAACGUGCACGUCCAUUAUUGUUUGUUUUGUACAGCAUCAAUUGAAUGAACUAUUGUACGCAUCUAUCUUUAUUACGACGAUUAUAUGAAAAGAGUUUGGACGGCAAUUUUCGGUAAUUAUAUCAAGUAAUUCUAAUCAUA